Molecule: messenger RNA, 7681 nt
Organism: Micropterus dolomieu (smallmouth bass)
Lineage: Eukaryota; Metazoa; Chordata; Actinopteri; Centrarchiformes; Centrarchidae
Gene: cracd
Product: capping protein inhibiting regulator of actin dynamics
Exons: 9
Coding region: 616-3864 (1082 amino acids)
Biological process (GO): maintenance of gastrointestinal epithelium; negative regulation of barbed-end actin filament capping
Source: RefSeq, a predicted model, not a curated record
UCGCUCGGAGCUCACACUACCCCGAUCCCUGCUGAGACACCUCCUCCCCUCAGACCGUGCAUGAGCUCCACUCCAACACGCAUCUGCACUCGUGAUCUCACGCCAACGCAAGUUUUCAUUCCAGAGUGUGAGACUGCGCCUUAGAACAGCAAUCACAUUUCCAUCAAUAUGGGGAUAUCGAGGGAUGUUUACUCCGUUGCUCUCUUGUACACCCACACAAGCGCGCGCACACAAAGCCCUCACUGCAUCUGACACCUGACUCCAGGUAAUGCCCUAGAUCCAAAGUGACAGCAGGCAGGUGGAACGGCCACACACUCAUAGAUACCCUCGCACACAGAGCGACUGCAGGACGAGAGAAGGCGACAGGGCAAAUUCCAGCCCUUUAGACGACUCUUUGGGAAGAAGAAGAAGAAGAGGGAGGCGAAGCGGGGCUUUGAUGGAGCAGAGCUAAAAGCGAGUUUUUCUACUGGGGAAGUGUGCAAUGGAGUUGUAUCUGACGAUGAGGAGUCCAAUCAAAAUCUGAGGGAGUUGAAUCCCAUCGGAUCUCGAGCUCUCUCACACGACAGCAUCUUUAUCCCAGAGGAGCCGGUGACUGAGCCCGGUCUAGAUCACAGCAUGUCCCAGGAAAACGUCUCGGAUAAAGUUAGGAAUCUGCAGAGGCAGAUAGCACAAGGUAUAAAGUUUGGCCAGAGGCCUCCUUCUCUGAGGAAAAGUGAAGGAGAUGAGGGAAGCUCAGAUGAGGAAGAGGUUCCCCGGAGUCCUCUGAAGGUUUUGGCCCAGGUAGAAGCUGAACCAGCAAACACAGAGCCAAAGGUCCAGGGGGCCCAACAAGCAGAAACCCAACACAGCACCCCAGUGAAGUCCCCAAGGUCCAGACGAGUUCUUCCACCCACUGGUACUAUUGAGUCCAUCAAUCUGGAUGCUGUUCCACAGUCUGUUCCUCGCUUAGACAACACCGCUGCCAAGCAUAAACUGUCCGUCAAACCGAAAAACCAGAGGGUUUCCCGCAAGCACCGGCGAUUUACACAGGACCUCCUAGAGGUAUCUAUUCCUGGUGCGGUGCAAGAGGACCUCGAGGUAGCAGGUGUCUCCACGGAUGACCAGCGCAGGGCAUCUGUUGAUUCCCUAGAAAGCUUCAAGAAACAGAGACUGUAUGAAGAGGAAAGACAGGAGACAAGGAGGAAGAGGGAGCUGGAGGAACAAAGGGUCAAACAGGAGGAAGAGGAGAAGAGGAAGAGAGCAGCAGAGGAGCUGAGGCUGCGUGAACUAGAGGAGGAGAGGUGUCGCAAACAGCAGGAGGAGGAAGAGCGAUGGCUUAGAGAGGAGGAAGAGAGAAGGAGGAGGGAGGAAGAGGAGAGAAGGAUCAGAGAGGAAGAAGAAAAGAGGUGGCGAGAGGAGGAAGAGCGGAUGCGGAGGGAGGAGGAGGAAAGGAGGUUGCAAGAGGAGCAGGAGCGCCAACAGCGGGAGGAGAGAAGACAGCUGGAAGAGCAGAGGAGGAAAGAAGAGGAAGAAAGGAAGAGGCGAGAAGAGGAGCAGGAAGAAGCGAGGAGGCAGCAGGAGCUUGAGGCCGAGAAGAAGAGGAAACUAAGAGAGGAAGAAGAGGAAAGAAAGAAAAGGGAGGAAGAGGAAAAGCUGAGGUUGCAGGAGAUUGAAGAAAAGAAAAAAUUGGAAGCGGAGGAGGAGAGGAUGAGAAAGGAGGAGGAGGAGCAGAGGAGGCUGUCAUUAGAGGAGGCUGAUGGCUUCUCAGAUCCACAGGAGAGGAAGAGGAGGGCUGAGGAGCUGCGCUGGAGGGAGAUGGAGGAGAGACAGAGGCCUUUCUCUUUCAAAGUUUCCUCCGGUGAAAAACAGAUUUUGUUCCAGAAGGUCCACCUGACGCCUGUUACGCCAGCCUCCAGCCACCAGAGCGGUGCUGUAGCCGAACAAAGAGAGAGCGCCAAGGCCUCUUCUGAAGGACCAGACUCCCCAAACCUGCCAACGUCUCCAUAUGUCCCCCACACAGCCAUCUUAGUGACAGGCGCCCAGCUCUGUGGGACAGCCGUCAAUUUAGACCAGAUCAAAGACACCGCCUGUAAGUCUCUGCUGGGUUUGGGAGAGGAUAAAAAGGCCCAGGGAACACCGCCGACCAAGAGCAAGACUUCACCAGACCGCAAGUCUGGCAAGACGAAAUCACUUAACGAGUCCUCUGUAGACCAGCCCGGUGCAGCCAUCCUGGCAGAAUGGGCUAGCAUCAGAUCAAAGAUAUUCAAGGGGGUAGAGGAGGGGAAAUACGAAGACUACCCAGAGCCAAGCAGGAACCAGCCUCAACCCAGCAGUGAAGACCAGCCUGCAUUCUCCCACACGAACCUCAGGAAGACCAUGUCUGCCAGCGCCAAGUUCUCCAUCACCCCUGCGAAGAAGAAGUUUGGAGAUUCAAACAGGAACUCUGAGGUGUUCGGUGUAGAUGAAGCAGGAGAGGAAGCUACUCGGUAUGAUAGCCCCACUGCAGUCUCCCCAGCUCCAACCAGUAAACCUCAGAGCAGGACGAGUAAAACGGUCCGCAUCGUAGAAAGAGGGUCAGAGGAAUGUAUGUUUGCCAAAGACCUCCCCUCUUUCCUGGUUCCCAGCCCUGGAGCGAAACCCGAGGGGCCAGAGUUGAAGAGCAGGGCUCAGAGUGAGACGGAGGUGUCUGAAAGUAGAGAGGAGGGAGAAGGCCGAGGUCAGGACAGUGAGGACAAGCCCUCACCUUUUGGCAUAAAGCUGAGGAGGACCAACUACUCCCUCCGCUUCCACAGUGGAGAGUCCACUGAGAAAAGGAAGAAACGAUACAGUGCUGGGGACAGCUUUGAUGGAGUCCCUUCACCUCUAACCCCCAUUGAGCCAGACUCUGAUGCCUCUCCGGUCUUUUCCGACAAAUCAAGUCCCAAAUCGCCUCAGAAAGAAGGCGCGGUCGGCAAGUACUUACAUGCAUCUGCCUCCCCUGCUGUCCCUAGGUCUAAACCAGGUAAGUCUACCAGCCCCGCCGCACACAGCGAUGGUGAGAAAGUGUUUUCCAAGCCACCGCUCUACCGCAGACCAACAACGUCGCCCAAACCCACUGGAGCAGUCUCCACACCUCCCCCAUCUCCUCUACCUAAAGUGGCCCAUGGGCCUCCUAGUGAUGCCAUGAUCCAGAGGACAGGGGCCGCAGAGUCAUCCAGCAAGGAGCUGCAGAGCAGGAACGAGGAACCUUCUGCGGUGGCCCAGUUGCACCAGAGUAGCCAAGGCCUGGUCCAAGGGGAAGAGGAGCCGAAGGAGAGGAGAUCCUUCUUCCCUUCCAUUAACAUCCCCUGGAGAGAGAAGGCAGAUAGAAAGACGGAGCUCAUCAGGAGAGAAAAACCAUCACUACAGAGCAGGCACUCCCUGGACAGUGCGAGGGUCCAAGAGAAGGAGGCUGGGCCCUUAUGGAUCACACUGGCUUUGCAGAAGCAAAAGGGCUUCAGGGAGCAGCAGCAGAAUCGAGAGGAUCGACGGAGCCAGAGAGAGGCCAAACUGGCAGAAAAACAAGCUAGAGAUAGAGACAGCGUUACACUGGUGAGUCCCACAGAGUGCAAAGGCAGCGGGAGCACCAGUCCUUCUUCUAAACCUCAGACACCAGAGGAGCCCAAGAGACCCGAAAGCCUCCUGGGACGAUUUGAGCGCCGAGAACACCUGAAAAAAGCUAACACUUUACCCAGCUCUGUCACUGUUGAGAUUGCAGACUCUACACCGUCGCCACCUUCUGUCAAGGAGGUGUCAAAGCGCUUCCCCUCCAGUGACUCUCCGCAGGUGUCCACAGAGCCAGCCUGGUUGGCUCUGGCCAAGCGAAAGGCCAAAGCCUGGAGCGACUGUCCUCAGAUCAUCAAAUAACACUUCACCCUCGCUUCACACUGGGCUCUGGCCCGCAUUUGGGAUUGCACACUGCCCAUGGACUCUGAAGCACCUCGAGAAUCACCACCACCUUUUCCUUCGCUCCCAAAACUCACCAUGAAACCUUCUGACUGUGAAACAAGUAAAACCCUCCAUCACCUCGUAACCCCACACACUGGCUGGUACUAUUAUAAUGUUAAAGUGCGCUUCACAUUCAAAUAUUCCAAUACAGUCACAGAGAUAUAUAUAAAACAAUUGUUGCGCGCAUGCACAUACUGUAUACGAACACACAAAGUAUAUGUCCCAAAAAGACACAGAACAAACAUGUCGCAGUCCGAGGGAGUCCUCAGCAGCCAAUCACAACCAAGGCUGGCCAUUGCAAUAGCCAACCUCAAUAUCUUUUUUUAUUUUGUAGCCAACUGUGUCACCGUGGUUGUAAAUAAAUAAUUUGCUCAACACAAUAAUAGGAGAAACACUUCUGUAUUAGAGAGGUGAAGGUCUGACUGACAGUGUUUAAUAAACAGAGGGUAACUGUCUGAAUCGUGUUUUAAGGGCUACCAGUAACAACCUGUUGAAUCUGCUUCUGGACGGCUGAUGGAAGCGGUGCAGGUGUCUUCUCUGCCCUCGUUAGUAUUAUUUAUGUAAAGCAGAGGAUUUAUCUAUGUUGAAACAAUACUGUAUCUCCUCUCUGAGCCUUGUUAGUCAUGUACAAAAGAAGUCUUUUCUCUCUUUUUUUUUUAACUCAUACUCUUAGCAUAACAAUUCUCACUGUGUGAUGACUGUGAUAGCUGUCAAAGAGGCUAUUGUACAAUUUUGCCAUUAUAAGGUAACCGGAAUAAUCACACAGUGGGUGCACCUAAACACAGCACUGAAGACCACGUGUUACUGGGAAUUUACUGCACAUUAUCCUCAGAGCUAUGGAGACCGACACAGCGCCUGCUUGCUGUAACAUACAUUUUUUUUUUUUGUAGCUGUCCUCCUGUUACACACUUGUGUUUGUGGGCAUACGCCAUCACUUCCUCGUCAAUGUGAUAUGAUCUUACAUAAUGAUGUAAGCAUUUCCUCGAUGAAAAAAAAAAGCCCCUCCAGCAUUCUCAUUACCCGCCACUCACUUACUGAGCAGUAUGUAUGGAAAUACACUGUACUGCAUAGAAGUUACCAGAGCUUCGGUCAAAAAGAAUCACUUUGUCAUUUUGUUUUUCAUGUCAGUCGUGCACAAUAGUGUAGUGUACGCAGUGUUAUAUGUAACAAGAAAAAUGUUUGGUAUUAUUUGCACUUUUUUGUCUCACUUAAGAGAUAUUCAUGAGAAAAUUCUUAAAGAGAUACAAAAUGUUAUGAAUAAUGUAAAUUAAAUACUGAUGUCUGAACUGAAAGACCGUAGACUCAUUAUUUCCCUGAACUUUAAUUAAAGUUUAUUUCCCAAAGCACACUCUCUGCUCUGACAUUGACAAAAAGCAAUCAGUGUUUAUAUAAAGUGCAGCAAUGCGUCUUAUGCUUCUAUGUUUCUUCUUUGACAGUCAGCUUUAAACAAUACACAAAGUCAUUGCGGCACCCAACUACGAGAGACUUUUCCCACACCACUGGGGAAGAAAACAGCUCCCCAGGUAGAGUGAAUGAGGCCAGCAUUUGUCCAUCUUGUCCAUCUAGGAUCCACACUGUACCGUCUGUGGAGGCCAGGGCCACCAGAAUCCUCCUCUUGCCCAUACCAGAGCCAUCAAACACACAAGGACUGGAGUACACCUUCCCUGUGGUCUGGAAAGUCCAAACUAAAGAGCCGUCAGCGCAGUUUAAACAGUACAGGCAACCGUCAUGUGACCCGCACAGAACCCUCUGAUGGUCUGGUGUGACGCACGGAGAGGAGAAGACGGGUCCUUUUGUUAAAAACUGCCAAACCUGCAGAGAAACACAAGAGUCACACACUAAAGUAUUACAGUGUUUUAAAAUAACUUUGGCUCAGUUUUCACAAGAGAUUCAAUUUGCUAUAUGACUAGUAGGUGCAAAACGUGCAGUAGAUGGCUUUAGCUAGCCGCCAUGAACCAGCAGCAGUGGCUGCUACAUAUUCCUUUGGGGCAAUAGUGUGUCUCGCUCAAGCACAAUUCUCGCUCUGAGAUCUGGUGAGGCGAGUUGUUGCAGGAAACGUGGUGAAAACAAGGUAGAGAAGUGUGUUGUGUACGAAUAGGAAGCAAUAGCAAGAUUUUAUUUCCCAUCGUUACACCAACACAACAAUCUUCUCUCUCCAACUCUGACUCAGUAAUACCCCAGCAUAUAUGAACACUGCUUUCAUAACACUUCUCUUAAAACCAAAGACACUACAAAAUGCUCCAGUUAUUGACCAUUAUCACUCAUUAAAACCAAUGUAAAAAUUAUAGGUAAAGCAUAAGUUAUCAGACAAGAAUCAGCAAUUUCAUCAAUAGUACACACAGAUCAGACAGGCUUCAUUAAAAGGAGACAUACCUAAACAAUUUAAUGUUAUUUAUCUUUCAACUAACAACUUUAACCCUUCAGAUGCCUAAAAGGCCUUUGUUAGAGCAUACUGGGCUUUCUUUUCUUCACUCUCACUUUGGUUUCUGUCUAAACUUCAUUAACUUUGUCAGGAUAUUAUCUAAGUCACCCUCUGCCUCAGUUGCAAUCAACGGACACAUCUCUAAAUCAUUUCACUUGCAGAGAGGCACUACACGAUGGCCAUUAUCACCACUGUUAUUUGCAUUAUUCAUAGAAGCACUUGCUGCAUCUAUCAGACAAAGUAACAACACAGAUGGAUUCAUAAGUCAGUCACUCCACCACAAAAUUAGUCUCUAUGCCGAUGACAUAUUAGUUUACAUACAUUUUUCCAGUGGCAGAUUUGUGAACAAUAUUUGAGAGAAAUAGGCUUUUUGUGUACAUAGAGAAAGUCUUAGAUCUUUGAGGUCAGCUCAUGAUGAAUGGGAGCAAAAACAAAAGUGUUGCGUUUAUAAUUUUGUUCAGUAUAUAAGAUCCUAUUAGCUCAUGAUCAGUCCCAACAGACAGUGGACCUCCAAUCUCAAACUACAGGACACAAUAGACUGGCAACAACACAUUCUCAAUGAUACAAGAUUCUACGUAGAUCACAUAUCACUACACAAAAACUCUUCUAAAUGGGCUUCGAAAACAACAACCCAUGCAGACACUGUUCCACAGACAAUAACAUCCACUCAAUUUGGUCAUGCCCACUGAUUCAGUCCUUCUGGUUGGUGGUCCUGGGCACUGUCUUAAAUGCUUGGCCUCACCAUCCCUUAUAGCCCCUCCACAUUGCAUUGCUAGGAGAUCUUACCACAAUCCAAAUAUCUUUGACACACAAACCCUUUCUACUCACAUCCAUAGCACUUGCAAAAAAAAGGUAAUUCUUCUUAGCUGGAAAGAUAGAACAAAAAUAUCAACAACACUCUGGCUCAACCUUCUCACCAAACAUUGAUCCCUGGAAAACUCACAGCAACAAGGAAAGGACAACUUAUAUAUUAUCAAGACAGCUGGAAUCUUUUACAUCUUUAUCCUGCUUGGGGAUUCCUCUCCCUCCUACCCACGUUUCCCAUCACAAUUAUGAGUAGACAACUCUUUUUCUCCUCACUCCCCCCAAGCACUCAGCAUCAUCCUUUCCUUACUGUUGUCUAGUUUUGUACUAUAUGUGUAUGUAUGUAUUUAUUUGUAUAAUAUAUUUAUUUUUAUUAUUAUUUUGUUGUAGUUUCUAUGUUAUUUUUAUUUUCUUUUGUUGGUUUGAUUGCUUCCUAUAUCAGGGCCGUUGUCCUAUUCCCCAAUUUAUCUUGAAAUCAAUGUAAAUAAAUAAAAAAAUCCUUGAAAUAAA